Molecule: messenger RNA, 13247 nt
Organism: Pocillopora meandrina
Lineage: Eukaryota; Metazoa; Cnidaria; Anthozoa; Scleractinia; Pocilloporidae
Source: the annotation of a GenBank genome assembly
CAUCAAUCAAUAUGGCGGAUAAAGAAGCGUUAGAGAAGGACACCUUUCUAAAGUCAAUUUGUAAGUAUUUUCUAUCCAUGACUAUUUUUAUGUUAGCGAAGUAGUGUAAAAUGAUUAAUUGGUAAUAUAGAAGUGAGGAGGCUGAUUGUUUCUGUCGGAUUUUAUUGUCACAAAUCGUAAUUUAGACAUCCAUGUGUCAAAGUGAUUAUGCCGCUGUACAUCGGUAAACGGAAUGAAAGAUAAAUGAACUGGGAAACCCGCUGCCAUACAAUUACCUUAUCUGGUCAUAUGGUUAUGAGACCCUAUAUACAACACAACCAAAGAAGGAAGAACGUUUGAAAGUUAAUUGUCUCUAGGUAUUUCAUGUCUCUGAUGUAAAUGUGACAGAUAGCAGCCUGGUACCAAAUUUACAAACAGUGGCAAAUAACGGAAACAAUGUCAAGAAAGGAAGGGUGUUAUUUUCAUGAGUAUUUAGUUGAGUCUGUCAGUUUUGAAUAAAGGGUGCUUUUAUGAUUAUGAAGCUGAAACAUGAGUUCUUUUGCUACCUUUAGUACACUAUUUAUGGGAUCGGGAUUUGACCAGAAAGUGCCGAAUGUCUUGGAUUUGGUAUUUGACUGCUCCCUUGGAGCUGAGAAUCACCUGGGUAUGAGAUUAGGGAUAUGACUGUAUGUCAGAAAUUUGAAAAAAUGGUCAUUACCUCAGUAAACUGACUAAUUGCCAAAGGGAAUCAACUGAGCAAAUUUUAGCAAGUGUCAGGAUCAUAGUGGCACGCACUAAACUGUUCCUACUGAAUGGGGUGUGAGUCUAUCACAGGUUAACCAAAAAAAUGCUCUCAGAUAUCCUGCUGGGUUAAAGUAUUUGUGUCCCACCCUGUCCUGAGGGAAGCUUCUAUUCAAAGUUCUGAUCAUAUCUACCUUAGUAAGUUCUCUCUGAAAUCAUUUUUUCUUCAAUGUUGGUGGUGAAGUGCCCUUAAUAGAAAAGAUCUGUAUGCGUAUAAAUGUCAAUUUCCCUCUCAUUCUUUUGGGAGUGGAAGACCUAUAAAUUUAUUUUGCUUGCCACAGUGUUGGGAAGAUUAGAUCAGGGAAUGCUUGUGAUAAAAUAGUGUUGAAUGCAAAAUGUAUUUGCUUUAUUUUUCAGUAAACAGAGGUCCAAACAAGAGGCAGAUAAAACCAGCUGGUAACAAUUCUCUCCUUCAAUUGGCUCUUGGAGAGGACAGUGAAGACAGUGAAGAGGAUGCAGAUUUUGAGCUUAAUGAUGAUGAAGAUGAUGAUGAAGGUGCUGAUAUCCCUCAGACUCCUUUAAGUCUCUUUGAUUUUGAUCGAAGGGUUAAACAGAUCUCGUUUUGGUAUUUAAUGGUUUUUUUUCUAUCAUUUUGCUUAAAAUUGUCCCAUUUCCUCAAUACAAAAGUACAAUUUUGUUGUUGAGCAUUACCCUGAAUUUGUCUUUUUGCUAAAUUUUGUAUUUUGUUCCUUUCAGUGAUAUGUGAUAAGUGAUUCCAUUUUGUUCUUGUUUUGGAUCUUUUGGAAGGAGAGCAUUUUAGACCCAGGCUAUUGUUUUUUCUUAUCUAAACAGAAUCUAGCAGAACAAAGCUGUGGUGAAAGCAGGCAGAGUUUGCAAAAUUUUUUGCCUUUCAUCAAACAUCAUUGUGAAGUGAUCCAUUUUUUUUUUUUUUCAUUGAAAUUCCUCAUUAAACUUGGUUAGGCAGCAUCUUUCUUUUUAGCUUUGUUCUAGAAUCUUACUCAAACCUUCUUAAUUUUGAAGUCAUUGGAUCUCAAUAGCUCAUAUGAAAGUCAGUAUUAGAAAGGAAAUUGAAACUUAUGAAUGAAUACAAAGAAUAUCACAAAGGUAAAUUGGCUCAGGCAAAUUCUGGGAAAAACAAUCUAAUCAUACCAGAACUAACAAUAGUUGAAGCUUUCAAUUCCUCAAUAAAAUGAGAGAAUUUCUUACCCUACAUUUUCAGCUUAUCACAUCAAUGUUUUAACAACACCAUCUGCCAAACUCAUGGAUGAUUUUUGCCCUUAUGCAGUAUUCAAUAUGCUGCAUUUUGGCUGCCUCUACUCCUCAAAUUACCUUUUAAAUAAUGAUUAAUUGAUUGAUUGAUAAUUUCUGAAAAUCAAGCCUAGUGAUUUGCCCAGUUGUAACUGCAUGUUAUUCAUCAGGAGGUUCUGGUUCAGAUGAAGAGACUGAUAUAACAGAGCAGCAAGAUAAAGGUAAAGUCACCAAAAAAGUACAAGAAGUAAGCGAAGAUGAUGAUGAUGAAAAUGAUGUCGAUGAUGAUGACGAUGAUGAUGAUGAUGAAGAUGGAAGUGAAUCCUUGACAGCUGUCAGUGCUCUUACUGUAGGUGACUUGAUAGAAGUUAUGAAAACCAAGGCUAAAGCUGUCACCAGUCAGCCAAGCUCAGUGGUAAAUCAAUUUAAAAUUCUAUCAGUUCUAUUACAUGCAAAGGGGCAUCAGAGGCUAGAUUCAAAUCCAAUUUUAUUUAAUUUAUUUUUUGUUGAAAUAUCCUGUAAUUACUUUUGCUAAUUAAAUUAUUAUUUCUUUAAGAAAUGUGAUAAACAAACCACAAAAUAUAGUUAGCAAAUGAUAUGACCACCCCCAAGCAAACUAGGCAAACUACACAUAUAAUGAAUGUGUAUUUGUUUGUAAUCAUAAAUCCCUCAUAAUCAUGUAUUCUGUAUUAACUGCUGUUGAAUAUUUGUCUCAGAUGAAACAGUUUGUACCUAUUGUUAAUGCUAAAUUUUCUUUGUCUCUUAAUCCUGAUUAUGAGACAGUUAAGAGACAUUUAAGAAACAAAGGAAAUUGAGGGAUCAAAUAAUAGUAUACAAAUUUUUACCUGAAAUUAUUAAUUCUAGCAUUCACAUACUCUCAUCAAGGUUUAGAUUUUAUAACAAAAGGCUAAACUAAUGCACUAACAAAAGAUCAAUAUUUGCUUGAAAGCCUCAUUUAUGACCAAUUGAUAAUUGUUUGAGUCUCUUUUGUAUUUAAAAUACUCACAAUAACUUGUGGCAUGAUAUUCACAGCCUUCUUGUAAUUGAUCCCCUAAUAAACUAAAAACAGAAUCCUGUAAGGCUUUUCAUACUAUUUUGUGAAUGUCAUUUACUUCAAAUAAUCCAUGAUCAAUCAAAGUCUGUUUAGGAGUCAAUGGUUUUAUUAAUCAGUUUCAAACAUUUUUCCUGCAGGCCUCCAGUGAAGUUUCGGCUUCAUCCAAGAAGGUGGACAUAUUAAUUUGUGGAAUCUGCCUGGAUGACAUUAGGUAAGUAAAUACUUUUGAAAGACUUUGAUACUUUAGCUUUUAGUAUUUUUUGCUUAUUAAAUUAAAAUUCCCAAAAGCUGAUAAUAAACAACAUGUAGUACUGUUGUUACAUUUUCACUCUUCCAUGUAUAAUUAAUGUAGAGUUAUUGUCAACAUUUGACUUAAUUUUGAGUUGAUGUAUGUAAUAACAAUGUAUGUAUAGACAAUAUGGGUAGUAAGGACUCUUUAAUCCAUGAUUAAGGUAAGUUUCCAAGAGCAUUGUUAAACAUACUGGUACCAAGUUUUCAAAACAGAUGAAAUUUAAAACUUCUUGAAAAGUAUUUCUAACUGAGAUGAAAAGGUUUAGGAAAAAGAUGGAAAAUUGUGAUGAAAUCAUAGAUUGAGGAAAUGAACUUUUGUUCUGUAUAAUUACCAUUAAGUGUUUAAUUACCUUGCUUCAAGGGGUUUUAGGCAAACCAAGGUUAAUUGUGAGGUGAUAUCAUAGAAGAAUAAAAUCACUAAUGAUAAAUGAACCAGGUUUGCAACAAAGCUGUGUAUUAAAGCUGGUAAUAUGUAGAUUAAUAAUUUUUUGUUUGCUACUUUCUUCAAAGCUUAUUCCACUUCUAAUAACUUGAACCUUGGCUAGUUCAAAUUUUAUGAAUUGAUAUGAACCAAAAUCAAUGUCUGUUUUAUUUUUGUUUUACAUAUAUAUUGUAAUUAUAUCCUUGGUAUUUUUAAUCAUUUGAUCUCAACUCCCUAAAAAUCAAAUCUUCAGUUUCCCUUGAAGGUUUCAAUAAGAUAGAGAUGAUUAUAGUUACUAUUGAAAUAAAGUUGUACAUUGAAUUUCACCAUUAUUUUGUAUUUAUUUCUAACACAAUCUUUUUCAAAUGUAUUACAGUGAUGAAGGGGAUGAAAUAGUGGAAUGUGAUAACUGUGGAAUCACUGUUCAUGAAGGUAACAAUCCAUUACUGUCAUUGCUUUUUCUUUGUGCACCUGGCCAUAACUUAAAUACUAGAGGAUGAAAAGUCGACAAGAGUCUGUUAAUGGUAAACUGAUAUUCCCAAAAUGAGUUGCCUAUUAAAUGGUUUCCACACAAUUACAUAAAAGUGGUCAGGGGAAAAACUCUUUGAGGUCAAGGAGAAAGCUGUAAAAGUUUUUAUUAAAAAUGUUGAAAAAAGGUCACUAAAAAUGUCUUUUUUUACCUUUCUGAUUUUUUGGCUGCAAAAAUGUCACUUGUGAAAAAUUUUGUCAAUGAAUGGAAAGGAUGCUUGUGAAGGGAGUUUGGAUAAAAAAAUACUGUAAGUUGCAUCAGAAAGAAAUUUAUAUCUAUCAGGGAAAGUCAGAAUAAGGCAAGGAAUUUUGAAAAGUGAAGUGAUGUAUAGUCUAGUUAUCAGUGAAAACUAAUCUGUAGCACUGGUAAGCAGCUGCCUUGAUAUAGUGUGAUUGUUGUGAUAGGUUGCUAUGGUAUCAACGAUGAAGACAGUGACUCUGGAAAAAGUAACGAUACAGACUCACCUACAGAACUGUGGUUUUGCGAUGCCUGCAAACUGGGAGUUCAACCAGUGAGUAAUCAACACUUUAUCUUCCUUGACUUGUGUAAUGCAAAACAUAUGUUUUAAUUGUUUUUAUUUCAUUCUUAUUGUUACCUUAUGUUGUUAAUAGGACUGCGAGUUGUGCCCAAAUCUUGGUGGAAUUUUCAAAGAAACAGACACAGGCCAGUAAGUUGAGGAGAGUACAGUGAUUUCAUAUUAUUAUAGUUUGUAUGAUCUUAGGAUUCUUUUUGUUUUGCUCAGAAGGGAAUGUAAGUUGAUAAAUUGAUGUUAAUGUUUCCUAUGAAGGAUUGUAUAACUGUCAAUGAAAAAACUCCUCUUUCGAUGGAUCAUUGCAGUAAGCAGUAUCACUACAUGCAGUGAGAUGUAAACCAUUAAGUAUGUAAUGCUCUUUGAAUGUUGUAUGUCCAACAGAUGGGUUCAUUUGCUGUGCGCUCUCUAUACCCCAGAUGUGGCAUUUGUUAAACCUGAGCAGCUUCAGUGCGUCACACUAUCAGAAGUUCCUCCUUACAAGUGGGGUGCAAAGGUAAAUAAUUGCAGCAGUAGAAAGGUCAACAGAAAAGUGUGAUCCCUGUAAAGAAGUUAUGACUGGUUCAAUAUAUUGUGAGCUUUAUUCGCUUUUGGCCUCCAUAGGAUUGUACUCUCUGUGAAGAUGAGCGGUUUUGCAGGACGGGGGUGUGCAUUGAAUGUGAUGCUGGAAUGUGCAGGACAUACUUCCAUGUCACAUGGUAACUAACACAAUACAAUGUGCUGCAAUGUCGAGAAACCAAACCUUAGUACUUCUCACUUAAGUGACUUCAAAAUGGUUUUUGUUCCUCUUGAUUCUAUCAAAAAUUGUAUGUUGAUUUAACCACUGACCAUAUUUUUUCAGAAUAUUAUAACAAUAUCUUAUAUAUAUCAGAUGUCUUAUUUAUAUUUGCAUUUAAGAUCAAUGCUAAAAUAACAUCAAAUGCUUAUUUUUAUUCUCAUUAGUGCUCAGAUGUAUGGACUUUUGUCAGAUGUUCCAGAAGAGUGUGAUGAGGUACAAAAUGCUCUUUAAAUAUACUUCAUAAUUCAAUGAUGAGGUGAGGGAAAAACAAGUUUGAAUUUCAUGAAAAUCCUUAAUGCUAGUAAAUGUAAUAAUUAGUGACCGAGUUGUAAUCGUAGGUAGCUUACUACUGGUUUAUUAUGUUCUUAGAUAUGAAAAAAGAUGGUGGUGUUUUGUAGGUUUUUGUAAGUUGUAGUUCUGUGUACUUUAUUUUCACAGGAUGUUGCAGAUCCUCUAUUUGCGCAUUGCAGGCUGCAUGCAGAUAAAAAAACAACUGCAAACAGGGUAAGAUCACACCAAAAAUUGUGGAAUUUGCUGUUAUGAAUGAAGAGCAAACAUAAUUCAUAAUUAGCUCAAGUAAAAGACUCAAAACACACCUACAUUUUGUACAGAACAUUACUUUUAAUUACUGAGUAAUAAAUGUGAGCUUCUGUCUUGUCAUAAUGCUUUCUCCUUUCCUAGAGACGCCAAUGGCUAGCAUACCAGUCACGCUACAAAAAAGCAAGUGAAAGGCGGUCAGCAGAGGACAAGGUAUGUUAAAGCUAUUUCCCUUUCAAAUGGAAUAUUUCCAAGUAAUUCAGAAGGACUGCUUUCAAUGAUGAGUUCUUUCUUUUUUGACAGGAAAGAGUGAAACACUGUUUGACUAGCAUCCGUCAAGAAUUUCAGGCAAAGCGAAUGAAAAAUCUCACAAAAGUUUUCAGUAAGUGUUCCAAAGCAGUGUCCAUACAGUAUAUUUUUUAUUUCAAACAAGCAUAUAGUACCACACCUAUUUUAUGUAAGAUUGGAGAAAUGUCAACAUCAAUGUGUCAAAGAUAGGUUUGUUUCUCAUUGAGACAUCUGUUAUCAGAGAAGUGUUCAAAAUUACUUGAGGAGGCUUCCAGCUCAUUAAUUGGUCUUGUGGGUGAAUUUGGAUUAUAUAGGUGAAAAAAAAACCUCAAAUUGUGAAAUAAGUGAUUGUUAGCAUUUGAGAAAUUGGAAUUUUUCCUUACUCAAAUUUGUGUUCUUUUAAAACAUGUUUUUCUUUUUUCUUUCAAAGCUCCCUCAGAAAAAAUUCCUCGACUACUGAGCACAUGUCCAGGAGGUGAGAGAAGCCAUCUUAAUAAUAGCAUAUAUGUUUAUAUAAAUAUUGAGUUAGGGAAAAAACAGAGACCACCCUUUCAUACCGACAAGCCUGUUUAUAUAUAUAUAUAUAUAUAUAUAUAUAUAUAUUCCCUUAGAACGCACAGGCUGUCAGCUGAAGGCUUAACACGAAAUUAUCACUUGAGCGUUUGUUUAACAAGGGUUAGUUUUGCUGAUUCAGAUAGAAAUUGUGCAAAGCAUUUGUAUAUAGCAUAUUUGAUUGAUAAUUUUGUUUUUACCUUGUGAUGGCUCUUAUGGUAUGGCUUUCAAUCACUGCCAAAAUUCUGUUUCAUUUCAUUUUCAACAGCCAAGUUUCAUAAUUCAACAUACAAGUUUUAUUUUCAACAUUCUAGUUUUAUUUUCACCAUUCAACAUCUAUUUUCAACAUUCAAGUUUUGAUUUGAACUUCACACUUGGCUGAGUCGGUUAUGCCAUACAAAAUUAUCCCCUGAUUCCAUGACAUAUUUGCAAGAAAGCAAUACUGAAAUGCUGUGAUUGGUACAAGAUAUCCAAAUGCUGUGAUAUGAUUGGUGCAAGACACAUACCUUAAGGCAGCAAUCUGAUUGUUGUGAGAUGCAUACCCCUAUGUGGCAAUCUGAUUGGUGCUUAAUACAUACACUUAUGAAGGAAUCUGAUUGAUGCAAGAUACUUCCCCUAAUGCAGCAAACUGAUUGGUGCAAGCAAAAUACCACUCCACACACUUACAUAGAGUUAUUUUUUUAAUUUAUUUCUUUUAGAUAACUCAAAAAUGACUCUUGUAGGCAUAACAUGUCUCUGUUUCUUAAUGCGUUACUCCUAAUACCUUUCAGUAUUACCCAAAUAAGACUGCUCAAUCAUUUAUAGAAGAGGUUGGAUAUUUUACUACAGGCUGACAGAACCACGUGGCACUUAUAAUUUUGAUACUGUCUUUAUAGUUAGUCAGGUUGAUCCAAAAACAUAUGAGAAGCUUGACAUUUUCUAUUUUAAAUUAAUUUUCCAGCAUGUCGUCAGCUUUUCAAGAAAGCACAAUUAUUGGGCUACACUACAGGGCAGGUACUGUUAAAAUAAUUAGCAUCUAAAGGUCUCAUGCUAAACCACAAAAUAGGUACUGGGUAGACUGGGGUAAAUAGUUACUGGGUAGACUGAUUUCAGAACAUAACGGUGCAACAACUUUAACAACUUUAUUUUCUAUUUGUACCCAACAGUUAUACGUAAAUUACUGCAAUUAUAAACACUAUAGACGAUACAAGUUACCUUUAAUUAGAGAGAUAGGGCGGCCACACUUAAGUGAUCAAUUGAUGGAUAUUAGUGCUACGUACCACUCAAACACACACACACACACACACCCGCAUCUACAUAAAACAAAAAAAGCAGAAAAAGAAGUAAAUAACACGAGACGUUCCAAUGUUUCAUCUGUCUCCUUCCAGUCAGUCGAGCUCAUAACUCAAUAUACUAUUCCUUCUCCAGAAACGAAAUGUUAGUGGGUAGUACGUGCAUUGUUUGACGUUUGGAUAGUAAGUUUAGGAAGGUCAAACUCCACAGUUGUAGUGUAAUUUUGUUCAUAACUGUGUUGCCUUUCCUGACACGUGGGAAUUAUCACUUUAUCUUUCAGAGCCAGGGUGUCAUGAAUGUUCGUCGCAAGUGGUUUGUUCAACCAGCUCUCACUAGCGAAUUUGUGAACUAUUACCAUGGUAACAUCGUUGUUUGUUUCCUUUAACUUUUUAGUCUCCCGUUAUUUUGUGUUCCUUCACUUUUAUGAGCAUAAUUCAAUUUCGACUGCAUUUGCUGCAAGUUCUGUCUUUCGAAAUAUUAGCAAUUAUAGUACUUUCAAGUGCUGUCCUUAUGCCAAGUGUACCUUUUUUUGUAGUUCUUUGGUUAUUCCCUUUCUUACGGUCAUAGUAUUAUUGUUACUCUUCGUGUAUCGUCUUCCCAGAUCGAAGUGCCAGAUUGAAGGAGAUGCAGGAGCGCCAAGACGAACUGAGACUGAAUAACAAGCGAUUGCAGCAAGAGGAACAAAAUUUAAGAGAAAAGUAUCAAGCGGUAAAGCACUUGAUGUUUCUUAAAUGGUUUGUCAAUUUCAUGAGUUCAAAGUUUAGUUAUCAUUAAAGAUCUUCGUAUGGUUUUGAUUCUAUGUAGAAACAAUGGUUUAUGAGAUAUGACGAGGGUACAUUGUUUUGUUUUCUUUCUUUAAAUAACAUUUAAUAAAGACAGCAUCAUCAGUAAAUAAAUUUUGUCGAACUUUCGAAAAAGACAAACUUUAAAAUUCUAUCAAACACUGUGUUAAUGCUAUUCACUUUAUUUCUUUUUAAUCUAGUUAACGGAAAGCGUUCAAUUUCUGGCUGAAGAAGUCCAGGAGAGAAGAGACGAAUCAUUAGAACUUCACCACGUUCUGUGCAAGUUGGCUGCAAAUGUAGGACAACGUACUUCGUGCGUCUUAUAAAUCAUUAGAACUUCACCAUGUUCUUUUCAAGUUAGUUGCAAAUAUUGGAAACCGUAGUUGAUUUUUCCUAUUCAUUCUGUUUUCUUGUUAACCUCCUUCUGUAGUUGGAAAGGAAAGGGAAAUAUAUAUAUAUUUUUCCUUCAAUCAUGAGUAAGAUUAAUCAGGACUUGUUAGUGUUAGAGGACAGACCUAUGCUCCUUAUCAUGAAUCGUGAAUUUUACUAUUUAUUUGUUGAAGUAAGCAAGAAAGAAGCUCAGCGUUUACGGUAUUUUGAUAUUGAUAUUGAACCAGUCAUUUCUUUUAUUCUGAUAACUACAGACCACAUAGCAACUUUUUUACUGUGUUUUUGAUUUCAGGAGUUAGCUAAGCCACCCUUAUUAGAACUCAAAAAGCCGAAACACUCAGCAUCGCAGACGAGGAUUAAGUCACUUAAACUGAACGUGUAGGUCAACUUACUCCAUAGCAUGAUUUCCUUGGUAGAUUAGGUUGCGAAUACACAGAUAAAAGCAUGCGCAUUAAGCACUUCAGGCAAAUUUAGCUCUCUUAGUGGCUCCCUUCAUUUGAUGAGCAUCUGUAUGUAUUUGUUGUGGGUUAUAUUUCAGUUGUGCGACGUGUAAAACAACAGAGAAUCAACAUCAGCUGGUGCAGUGUGACACGUGUCAUCAUCAUUAUCAUCUUGGAUGUGUCGAUCCACCUCUAACACGCAUGCCCAAGCGUUCAGCCAAGUGUUUGUGGUAGGUUAUGAGAGCGACAGUUUGGAGACUGAGAUUAGGGGGGAGGGUCAAGCUUCACCAUGUUUAAAGUGAAAAGCGUUUGAUAUCUAGGGACCUUUGUAUCAACUUUAUUCUUACUUCUACCACAUACUCAUGACUACCCUUGCUACAGAUGAUUAAUUCCUUUCAGCAGUUCUUUUAAGGACCACUUUCAUGCACAGGAUUAAAAAAACGCAUUAUACUUGGCUGGUGUAGUUCAGUUCAACAGAACAUGUAGCACUGCAGUCUUUUUAAUUUAGGAAAAAGUCGGCAAAGUUCAUCUGUGUGUGUUCCGCGUCAGUUACGGAGUCACAAUUUCAGUAGCUGCAUAACUGAUCGCAAGUUAACUUUCUUGUCUUUCUUGACUUUCUUGUCGCUCUCCUAAAGAGAGCGAUGUCGAGAGAAACGAAUACGGUACAAGAGCUUUGGCCAAACCCUCUGCAUAAGUAUUUGCGCUCUAAACCGUGAGAAUGAUAUGUAUCUUGUGUCAACAGGCAAUGUUCAGAGUGUGACCCAAGUGAAGAUGAUGAAGAAAUGGAAGUAGAUCCACAGGACACCACACCCAUCUCUCAAGCGCGCCACAGACGGGUCAUCAAGGAGCCGAGCAAAUUUACUCCUGACAAGGGAGAGGUAAGGCCUAGUACUCGUAAGUGUUGUUUAAUCAUGCUCUCUUUUUCUUAUUAGCUUAAGUGUCACAAUCAAAAUAAUGGAGAUAAACCACUAAAAAGAGAAAAUGAAGAACUUUUUUCUUAUUUCUAGUUGCAGUGUAAGGUUUAUUAUACACAAGACAUAUUCAUAUAGGAAAUCAAGCAAAUAAUAGCUCUGGUGACCGGACCGAUAUCGAUAAGGGGUGACAGCACUAAUUACAUCUGGUUUUCCUCUUUUUAAGGCAAAAAAGCGAAAACUGAAGACGGCCAAACGGAAAAAUCCCACAGCACAAGCCGAAGAUGUGAGCAAAGUGAGUGUUUACUGAUUUAGGUUUAAUUUGUACGUUGCAUUCAUUAUGUUCUCUCAACUUGUUGUAAAAUGUGAGUAUGUUCUUUUUCCACAUGAAAACAAAAUACAUAGAAAGAAUCAUGGCCCAAAUUCUCACUUAAUACUGUAUAGCUUGAUAAAACUGCAAUGCAACCAAAACGUACUUUAACAAUUAAAGGAAUAACGGCAAAAAUUACCAAAACUGCUUUGACAUAAAACGUGAUAAGACCUUUUUAAGUGUUGAUACCUUUGGUUUGUGUUACGCAGAAACCUAAACUAUCAUCCGACUCAGAAGCUGCACCAAAACGAGGACGGCGGCCUGUGAGGAGAGAUCCAGAGGGUGCGGACAAAAAAAAGAAGCCAGUGGAUGUGCGGACUGAAUGUAGCGUGUGUAAACAUAGUGGAACCAAUGUUAAUCUUGUCAGGUAUAAAUCAAAAUUAUCCUACCGUCUUGUUAUCAGGGUUUACUGUAUAUUCCGCGUAAUUUAUCGCUGUAUCUUUACUUUCCAGGUGUGACAAUUGUCAGCUGUGUUAUCACUUUCAUUGCCUUGACCCUCCAGUUAAGGUAGGUAGACUGUGAUGGUAAUUCACACAAUAAGAACUGAUACGUGGCCAUUAGUUUGCGAGCAGCUCAAGGAGAAAAACACUAAGCCAAGAGAAACUAGUGAUUUGGUGCUACAUAAUAGAGUAUAACUGCAGAAAAAUGGAGCUGGUCGAAAAGCAUGACACAGAGGUCUCAGAGCCCAUCAGUUGUUUCAUUAACAGCUUCUUCCAAUGGACAAAAGUCACAUGAUUCGUGUGGAUAGACGUAUAGUUUAAGUAACUUUAUAGCGCAAUAUAUCCUUUGCUGUGUGUAAAUGGCUUUCUUACUUUUGUAUUUAGGUUAACCCCAAGAACUAGUGAUUGAGUUAUCCAGUCAUUCCUUCUGACGAAGGGCUAACGCCCGACACCUCAACUUUGAAACUCUUUAUGGUGGUCAAUUUACAUGAUAAACGCAGUUGAUAAAACCAAAUUAUCUUUUUUUUACUCUCCCACCGACGCGGCAACACAGUUUCUUUAGAGACUUACCCCCUUUAACCCCGAAACUGCCCUUCAUUAUCCAUUGCUGUGUGUUGAUAGCUUUCUUACUUUUACAUCAUGUGUAGGCUAAUCCCAAGACUCGGGGAUAUCAGUGGGUAUGCAAGGAAUGCGAUGAAUCGGUAAGUCCUGAUUCUUACCAAAUAGUCUGCUAGCCAAAAAGGUUCUUUGUCUUCUUAUCGGAGGAAAACUGAGAGAACUCAAUUUGAAAUAAAAAUUUACUUGUAUGAGUCUGUGAAGGUGAAUUUUAUAGUAAAAUAAUGAGUGUGCUUAACCUUGUAACUUUUUGUCUUUAAGGAAGGGGAAAGUGAAGAAGAUAUGGAUGUUGAAGAGUCGAACACGUCUGAUGCGAAAACAGACAAAAAAUCGAAAGAAGGAAACGAUAAACAAGAAAUCAGUGAAACAUACACACAAAAAGGGGAAGAAAACAAAGAAACCAGUGAUGAUUCUGUAGAUCAUUCCUUGGUAACAAGCCCUGAGGAAAAAGACAAGAAAGUUAAUUUGUGAAAGACUUCUUAUUUAUCUGAGCUCCAUUUUAUUUAACUUUAUGAGGAAAAUUUUAGAAAAAUCUAGAUAUCUUUCAAAACUAAAGCAUUGUUGUCAUUUAGUUUUGUUAGCAUAGAUGCUUUUUGAUUAUUAGGCUAUUUUAACAAUGUUCACAUCUAACCGCCUUUGUAGAUUCCAGUCAGCAAAGAGCCUUAAGAUCAUCAGGUCACAGAAUUAAAUGCGAAGGCAACUCAAAGUGAUUUGGUACUACUGUUCAGCGGACCACUCUCGAGUCAUUUAAAUCUGCUCGUAUUAAACGGGUGGUCCAAUGCAUUGCGGGCUCCCUCUUUAUGUUUACAAGUGCUAGGCAUUAUCAGCCUUUUUUUCGGUUUGUUGUUAAAAUUAUUCCUAAGCCGUCAUGACUCAGUCUUCGUCAACGUAUAUUACCGUAGUUGAUAUCUACCGUGCAAAGUGCAACGUUGUUGGAAGGCCGGGCGACGGAUUACAGAUAAACGGAAACGGCGGAAAAAAACUCGAUACGUGAACACAACUUUUAAUCAACUAAACACGCUUUCAUCCGAGUUACACUCUUAUGUCAGCGGUGAAUAC